Molecule: messenger RNA, 5706 nt
Organism: Megalops cyprinoides (Indo-Pacific tarpon)
Lineage: Eukaryota; Metazoa; Chordata; Actinopteri; Elopiformes; Megalopidae
Product: E3 ubiquitin-protein ligase Itchy-like
Exons: 24
Coding region: 138-2768 (876 amino acids)
Biological process (GO): protein K29-linked ubiquitination; ubiquitin-dependent protein catabolic process; protein K48-linked ubiquitination
Molecular function (GO): protein binding; ubiquitin protein ligase activity
Source: RefSeq, a predicted model, not a curated record
UGCGAAGAUGGUGGAAGUUUCUUCAUUGGGCUGAACUGGAGUGUAAACCAAAACAUACAGUGGUACUAGUUUUCCGGGGGGCGAGUGAGGCUUAACUUCUGCUGCCUUCGGGUACCGGUUGACUGGCCAGCUUUACCAUGGCCUGUAGUGCAGCCAAACCCAGUUCUUCCAGUGGCUACACCAUGAAGGCCCAGCUUCAGAUUAUUGUGCUCUCAGCAAAACUGAAAGAGAGCAAAAAGAACUGGUUCGGGCCCAGUCCUUACGUGGAGGUUGCUGUUGACGGUCAGUCCAAGAAGACAGAGAAAUGCAACAACACCCACAGUCCCAAAUGGAAGCAGCCUCUCACAGUAAUCGUCACGCCUUUUAGUAAGUUAAUCUUCAGAGUGUGGAGCCACCAGACUUUGAAGGCAGACAUUUUGCUAGGAAUGGCCACGUUGGAAGUGAGCGAAAUGCUGAAGUCCAAUAACAUGAAAAUCUCCGAGGUCGUGCAGACCUUGCACCUCUGCAGCGAGCAGGACCAGAAGGACGUGGUGGGAGAUUUGUCGGUCUGUCUGGAUGGGAUGCAAGUCGACCCGGAGAUGUUUGCGUCUGCGGAAACGAGCAGCCUCUGUGCUAUUCCAAAUGGAGAUUCAAGACCGAAUAAUGAUCACGUUGCAAGGACAAGCAGGGACACGUCCCCCUCCAUUGACAGCCUCGAGGACAUCGCCACACCCAAUGGCCGCCGGACGGUGAACGGCACGGGGUCUCCCUCCCUUUCGGCAGGGGGCUCCAAGCCCCUGCGGCCGCCCAGACCAUCUCGCCCGCCUCCGCCCACCCCUCGAAGACCCGCGUCCUCUCCAGCUUCCUCCAACGGGUCGGUUCCGAGCGAGGGCAGCGACGGUGGGGGCUCUGAGGCCGCUCUGCGCACCUCCGCCCCCGCGGGCUCGGAGCCUGUCGGCAACUCGGUGGUGCAGGACCCCGGGCUGGCGGCGGGCGCCAGGCAGGUGCCCAGCGUCACCCCUGCCCCGUCCAGAAUGGCCCCCAUCGCUGCAGGCCCGCUGCCCCCUGGGUGGGAGCAGAGAGUGGACCAGAACGGCCGGUUGUAUUUUGUGGAUCACAUUGAAAAGAGGACGACGUGGGAUAGGCCAGAGCCUCUGCCUGCAGGGUGGGAGCGACGGGUCGACCCGAUGGGCAGGGUCUACUACGUGGAUCACAUCACCAGGAGCACCACGUGGCAGCGGCCCACGAUGGAGUCGGUGCGGAACUACGAGGAGUGGCAGCUCCAGCGCAGCCAGCUGCAGGGAGCCAUGCAGCAGUUCAACCAGAGGUUCAUCUACGGGCUUCAAGAUCAAGUUUCCGCUACACAGAAUAAAGAAUUUGAUCCGCUGGGCCCUCUGCCACAUGGAUGGGAGAAAAGAACGGACACCAACGGUAGGGUGUACUUUGUGCACCACCCGACACGGACGACCCAGUGGGAGGACCCUCGCACUCAAGGUCUUCUGAAUGAGAAGCCACUGCCUGAAGGCUGGGAGAUGAGGUUCACAGUGGAUGGAAUUCCCUACUUUGUGGAUCAUAACAGGAGAACCACGACGUACAUCGACCCGCGAACCGGCAAAUCUUCCCUUGAAAAUGGGCCCCAGAUCACCUACGUCCGAGACUUCAAGGCCAAAGUACAGUACUUCAGGUUCUGGUGUCAGCAACUGUCCAUGCCACAGCACAUAAAGAUCACAGUCAGUCGCAAAACCCUGUUCGAAGACUCUUUCCAGCAGAUAAUGAGCUUCAGUCCGCAAGACCUGCGACGGCGGCUUUGGAUCAUCUUUCCAGGAGAGGAAGGCUUGGACUACGGAGGCGUGGCUAGGGAGUGGUUCUUCCUGCUCUCCCAUGAGGUGCUGAACCCCAUGUACUGCCUUUUUGAAUAUGCGGGGAAGGACAACUACUGUCUGCAGAUCAACCCAGCCUCCUACAUCAACCCCGACCACCUCAAGUACUUCAAGUUCAUCGGCCGCUUCAUUGCAAUGGCGUUGUUCCAUGGGAAGUUCAUCGACACGGGGUUCUCGUUGCCUUUCUACAAACGCAUCCUGAAUAAGCCUUUGGCAUUGAAAGAUCUGGAAUCCAUCGACCCGGAAUUCUACAACUCCCUCAUCUGGAUCAAGGAGAAUAACAUAGAGGAAUGCGGUCUGGAGAUGUACUUCUCUGUGGAUAAAGAAAUCCUGGGUGAAGUCACGACUCACGAGCUCAAACCAGAUGGAAGCAAUAUCGUGGUUACGGAGGAAAAUAAAGAGGAAUAUAUCAGGCUCGUAGCUGAGUGGAGGCUCUCCAGGGGAGUUGAGGAACAGACUCAGGCUUUCUUUGAGGGCUUCAAUGAAGUGCUUCCACAGCAAUACUUGCAGUACUUUGACGCAAAAGAACUGGAGGUGAUGCUGUGCGGGAUGCAGGAGAUAGACCUGGCAGACUGGCAGAGGAACACCAUCUACCGGCACUACGCUCGCAGCAGCAAGCCGGUCCUCUGGUUCUGGCAGCUCAUUAAGGAAAUGGACAAUGAGAAGAGGAUGCGGCUGCUGCAGUUCGUGACGGGCACCUGCCGCCUGCCCGUCGGGGGCUUCGCUGACCUGAUGGGGAGCAACGGGCCUCAGAAGUUUUGCAUUGAGAAAGUGGGUAAGGAGAACUGGCUGCCCAGAAGUCACACCUGCUUCAAUCGAUUGGAUCUGCCGCCCUACCGAAGCUACGAGCAGCUGAAAGAGAAACUGAUGUUUGCCAUUGAGGAAACCGAAGGCUUUGGACAGGAGUGAUGGGGAGCGGCCGCGCCCCCUCCUUUUCGUCCCCCGCAGCGGCUGUUUGUUCUUGGUUUGACCUUUUCUGUGUGUUCUCCACGUUGCGCUGACAGGGGCUUGUACACGCGGGCUGCUUGCAGACAGCUGUUGUCUGCAGCUGCGAGAGGUGAAACCUGGUCUCCUUGGUGAUCAGGCCCACUCCCAAGACCAGGAGGCGCUUUCGCCGACCUGCCACUCCCCUGCCUGGUCUGCUACCAUGGAAACCCGUCGGGAUGGGGAGGAUGGCAGACCUCCGCCUCCCACCUGUUCUGCUCCUCACCUGGCAGAGCUCCGGUACGCGGCAGACACCUGAGGGCUUUCGCCGAAGGCCCGUUACCUUACGUGCACACUGCAGAAUCACUUCUGAUCUUGACGUCGUGCAUGAUGUUAACCUGUGAUCCCAAGAGCCUGAGAGGAGCACACCGUAAUCUCCCAGUUCCCAUCAGAGUGACCGCGCACAGACUGUACGAUAAUUACGAAGGUUGUCUUCUAGGCAAACGUGAAUCAGAGGUGGUUUUGUGAGUAAACCAUAUAUUGUUUUUACGACUAAUUUAAAGUGGACUUUUUUUUUCCUCCUGGAUCAUCUGCAGCGUUUACCUCUUGCUGUUCUGUUUGAAUCAGUGCCUAAACUUUUUCAUUUCUAAUAAGGAUACAAAAUAUGUUCCACCUCUGUGUUUAAACACCGCUAAUGUGUCUGUCUGUUUUUCAUUGAAUGUUUAAAGACAGAUGUGACUAUAUUUUCAUAGCCAGGUUUUAUUCCUUCACUGUACUUCUCCAAUUUGUCAGAGUUUUGGUCCCAACUCACUAACUAAAUUGCAAGCAGCCUAAUUAGUUCUGACCAAAUUUUAACAGUGGAGCUGUUACUGAAGCAGCCACGAUUACAGUUAACUGUUUAAACUGCAACCCUUUACUGUAACAUCCUUUUAUGUAGAAAAAGCACUUUAAAAGAUAAAAUCACCUGCUGUAAAGGAAGCCCCUUAUGGGGAUGCACACGCUCAGACAGCAAGUGUUAGGAUGAAAGGCUGUUCUGCUCAUAGUAAGAUAACAGCAGGUUGUAAAUGUGAGAGAAUUAACCAGUGAAAAUGGACAGGUUGGGUACUACAGUAUAAAUUCUGCCCACUAGUGAAUUCUAACUUAAAACAUUUAGUCCAAUAGGUUUUAAUGAACACGCCAAGCACACCUGCAUACAUCAGAAUGAGUCUAAUUUAAGUGUGUUUGUACUUCAACAUUUUUAUAUUCAUUUUAACACAGUUUGUUAUAGGGAUCUUGUAGCUUACCUUACAUGAUAUUUAGCAGUGCAGGUAAACCUGCACCCUUGAGGUUUGUCCUAAUUCAAGUUUUAGUCACAAUUUAAUACGUCUGUUAAGAUGUAACAUAAAACAAAAACAGCCAAACACGUUUUGCCCUAUAUUUUUUAGAACACGUUUGAAAUAAACAGGUGCAAGAACAGUGACCCUAGUUUUAUAGGGCCUGGUUGUGUUAUUGCUGUGGUGUGUUUCCAUGUUUGUCAAAUACGAGUUUAGAAUAGUGUAUCUGGGCACUGCGGUAUCUGCUCCGGGUAAUGUUUCUUUUAACUGCUGUAUUAAGAAAAUAGCGGGAAGGUAAGAAUUGAAAGUUGUUUGCAGAAUCCCACAUGCUCAGAACUGCCUGUUUGUGAAGUGAAAUAACAUGAGACAUGAUUUUAGUGAAAGGUGCCACAGUGGACUGCAUCCCACCAAAUGCAACGCUAGUAGAUUUGGAGUCUGACAAGGCAAUACUGUGAAAAAGCCUCUUUAGAGAGCCACUCAUCCUGUAGGCCAUGCAUGUGUAAAAUUUGGUCCUACCAGUAGACUUGUUACCUUUUCACAUAGAUUUGUUUGGCUUCCAAUCUCUUGUAUUCUCAGGCUUGUGUUCACUGGGGUCAGUCGUGUUAUUUAUUUUUUUUUUGUACUAUUGGGAGUAUCAGAAGCAAAAUGUCCAGUUAAUAGCUUAUAACCUGUAUAACUUGUACCCUCAGAUAGCAAAGCCAAAUCAACCAAUGACUGUCAGGGAGAGAGGGGCAAAUGGAUUGUGUAUGUGCUUGCCUGUGUGCAUGCAUGCGUGCACAUUCUCACACAUUUAAUUCAGUAAACUAAUGUGACUUGUGUGCCUCAGGCACAAAAAGCCUCCAUCUAACCGUUGAAAGACAUGACUUUUUUCUUGACAGUGAUUUGUUGAGGCUGUUAAAUUAUUUUAACUGAUUUGGUACAUCUCAAUGUAGGAAUACAAACACGAACACAUUUUCACAUUAUAAAACAGAACGACCUGAAUGGUGUGCGGGCGUGCACGCACACCUGCAGGUGUGUACGUGUGGGUCUUUAAAACACUGGAUUUGAUAAAAUAUUCCCUCUUAAAUUGUGUCUAAUCUGAGUGAAUGCCUGCUGGAGUUUUGAAAACCUGAUGGUGAUUAAAUCCAGGCCCUGAAGAAAUAUAUAAUCGUAUUAGUGGACACCAGCAUUCAUUUGUCAUUUCAUCUCUCCACAGCGAUCCUUUAUCUCUGGGCCGUGUCCUGCAAACUGCAAUGGUUUCAGCUUUAGUUUUCCGUGUGGAUUGAUGCUGUGUCCUGCUCAGUCCUUACGUGCUACCAGGGCACAUAAUUGGUAGUAUGUUUGUAGGCACACAUUUGUCUUACCAGAUAAGAUACACUGUGUUAUAAUUUCCAAAAAUUGCAUUACCUCACUGUCCAAUGAUCAUCUUAACAGAAUUUGUUCUGCCACCUUUGUCCAAAUAGGAAAGCACCUUGUAAGAAAUGCAGGUGCACAGAAGAACCUUGUUGGCAUAUUUUAUGAAAUCCCAGGGAAAUACAUUAUACAUUAAAUUAUUUUGUUGCAUCACAGAUUAUUCUCUUUGAGGCCACAUGUUAUUUGAAACUUAACACUAACUUCCCCUCUGUAUAUUA